AGAACGAGUACAUCUGUUUGGCACGAUGAAAUCGUCGAAAAAGUUUCAUUUUGGUGUGAACACAAUUUUUAUCGUUGUCACAUUUAUUUUCAUUGUCAUUGUCUGUUUUGUAAAGAGCAGUGCAGGUGCUGAGUACAAAAUCGUUGAAACUAAAGAUGGAAAAGUACGAGGUGUUCGCGAUACUACAUUGAUAAAAAAAGUGGAUUUUGACUCAUUCAAAGGCAUUCCCUAUGCAGAAAAUCCGAUCGGAGAGUUGAGAUACAAGGCACCUGAACCAGUGAAAUCAUGGGCGCCAAUAAUACUGAAUGCUACAGAAUUUGGAAGCACAUGCACACAAAUAUCAUUAUUAGCUCCGGAAAAUCCGCUGCAACAAAGUGAAAAUUGCUUAUUCUUGAAUGUUUAUGUGCCAGCUGAUAUUGAAUCCGAUGAAAAGUUAGCCGUUUUGGUGUACAUUCACGGCGGUGCAUUUACGGAGGGAUCUGGCAAUGAUGACAUGUUUGGCCCCGAUUUUCUCAUCGAACAGCGUGUAAUUUUGGUUACAUUGAACUAUCGCUUGGGCAUUUUCGGAUUUAUUUCCUUCGAAACGCCCGAAUACUCCGGAAACAUGGCUUUGAAAGAUCAACAAUUGGCACUAAAGUGGGUCCAAGCAAAUAUCAAACAAUUUUCUGGUGACAACAAACGUAUCACUCUUUUUGGUGAAAGUGCUGGUGGGGUGCUGUCACAUGUUCAAAUAUUGUCUAGCGAAUCGAGAAAAUACUUCCGUAAUGCCAUUUUGUUAAGUGGAACAGCCGAAUCUGAUUGGGGAUUUGCAAGCAAAAAUGGCCACCGGAGCAUUGCACAUGAAAUUGCUCGAGAUCUAGGCAAACCACAAGAUUCUAUGCAAAGCUUGAUUAAUUUUUUCAAAACCGUACCCGCUGAAUCAAUUGUCAAAUACGCAAGCGCUGCUUCACUAUUCACAAAAACUCCGGUUACAACAUGGGCACCCAUCCUGGAACGUGGAGAUGCAAUACACCCAUUCAUCGUUGAAUAUCCGAAAGCCAUUUACAAUAAGUCCAACAUUGACGUCGACACGAUGUUUGCACUGUGUUCACUGGAAUCUAUGAUGCUUUACAAUGAGAAAUUCGAAGAUUGCUACGAUUUGAAGGGAUUUGAUCGUAAUUUCAGCAUAACAUUCCCGUUCAGAGGAGCUGACUUGCCAUUUGAUUCUACGGAGUAUAAGAAACUGGCAGCAGAAGUUCGUUAUUUCUAUUUUAAAGAUGCAGCCAUCGAUGUGCAAACGUUGAAACCAUACAUUAGUCUUUUGUCUGACGUUUUCUUUGCAUAUGGAGUAGAUAAAGGCGCAAAGUUACAUGCUAAAAAGUCAGCUGCCAAAACAUUUUAUUAUAGAUUUUCGGUUGAUUCAAAGUUCAAUGCAAUCAAACGAUGGCAUGGUGGUGGGCCAGGCUUUGCAGGAGCUGGUCAUGCAGAUGAUUUGUGCUACAUUUUUCGUUGUCGUAAUGCGCAACCUUUUUACGAUGAGGCUCUUAGCACACCAGAUGAUGAACAAUCGAAAAUCAGCUUACGAGCAGUCGAAAAUAUUACAAAAUUGUUCGCAAAUUUCGCAAAGUAUGGAGAACCAACUUAUCAACAGGAGCCAAUUGCCGGAUUUUUGCCCAUUGAUGACGACCAAGUGAAUUUCCUCGAUGUAACCAACGAUGGAUUGAUGCCGGGUGUAAAUCCAAACCAAAAGGCAAUGGAGUUCUGGGCACAUGUUGAGCGAGAAGUUCAAGAAAUCCAGGCAAAGUCCAAGCAAUUUGUUCACGAGGAACUUUAACCACAACUAUGGGUCUCAUAAAAUAUCUUAUUUGGAUUUUUCGAUGCAAAAAUCAUCUAUUAAAAGAAAAAACCAAAAUAAAAUGUUUUUUUUAAAUAUUUUUUGAAAUUCGUCAACAUCAGAAC
Molecule: messenger RNA, 1938 nt
Organism: Sitodiplosis mosellana (orange wheat blossom midge)
Lineage: Eukaryota; Metazoa; Arthropoda; Insecta; Diptera; Cecidomyiidae
Product: esterase B1-like
Exons: 9
Coding region: 26-1813 (595 amino acids)
Source: RefSeq, a predicted model, not a curated record